Dovyalis caffra is the source of this 2130-nucleotide messenger RNA. NCBI's taxonomy places the organism in Eukaryota, Viridiplantae, Streptophyta, Magnoliopsida, Malpighiales, Salicaceae. The record is from the annotation of a GenBank genome assembly.
AUGGCAACCAAUCAAACAAAACUGAUCAGAGGUGACCGUCUUAUGUUUUCGAGUUUUGAUGACAAUGCAUUGGUGAAGCAAAUUCAGGAGACUCAUAACCCUGACGGGCUUGAGUAUGAUGUCAAACCCCUUCUCCACGUCGUUGAGAAUAUAUUCAAUAGUUCCAAUGGAAGCCUUCCUGCUAUCGCUGCGCCUGUCACUGCUGCUAAGUCUCAUACAGAAGAAACUUUGGAGGACGAAACCUAUCAAAACAAGUUAGCAGGCUUGCCUCUAGAGCUUUCAUAUGCCAUCGAGCGCAUUGCAAGAGAGAUCGCAUGGAAAUGCUCUGUUGGUGGUGAUUCCCAUGCAAUUAGUCUGUCCAUAUUAGAUGAGUUCUCUAACUACUCUUGGGAUGACAAGUUGGCGAUAGCGUUAGCAGCUUUCGCCUUGAAUUAUGGGGAGUUCUGGUUAAUUGCACAGAGUUACUCAUCAAACCAGCUUGCCAAAUCCGUGUCGAUCCUUAAACAAUUCCCAGACGUUUUUGGUCGUUCAAGCAUGCUUAAACUACGACUUGAUGCUGUCAGAAAUCUCAUAAAGGCUAUGCUAGAUAUUGCCAAGUGCAUCGUUGAGUUUAAGGGGCUCUCUUCUCAGUACAAUACAGCAGAUGUCACUGCAUUCUCAACCGCCAUGGAUCAUAUACCGAUUGCUGUCUACUGGACAAUCAGAAGCAUCGUGGCUUGCACUUUCCAGAUUACUAGCCUCUUUGAGAUGGGGCAUGAGCACAUAGCAACCACAGAGGCCAGCUGGGAACUAUCGAGCUUGGCUCAUAAGCUCAGCAACUUACAAGGACUACUGAUGGCUCAACUGACUGUCUGCUAUAAGCACGUUGAUGAAAUGAAAUUUAUGGAAUCCUAUCAGAAACUUUUGCGUUUGUUUGAGAUUGCUCACCCUGACAACAUGAGGGUUCUCAAGGCAUUGCUGUGUUCAAACGAUGAUCAGCAGCCAAUUGUUGAGGGAGCGACCAAGAGGAGGGUUAAUAUUGAUAUUCUGCGAAGGAAAUAUGUGCUUCUACUUAUAUCAGACCUUGAUAUCUUACAAGAGGAGCUUGCUAUUCUUGAACAUAUAUACAACGAGCACCGGAAAAACCGAACUUGGGAGGAGAGUCAGUAUGAGGUUGUGUGGCUCCCAAUUCUAAGGCCAGGUACUCUCUGGACUGAGAGCACAGAAAAACAAUUCAAGAAUCUUCAAGCUCUCAUGCCAUGGCACACAGUGUACAACCCUUCAGUGAUUGACGGGGCAGUGAUCAAGUUCAUCAAAGAAGUAUGCCAUUUUGAGACGAAGCACAUUCUCGUGGCGCUUGAUCCACAAGGAAAGAUUGCAUGCCCAAAUGCACUGCCUAUGAUGUGCAUAUGGGGGAUCAAAGCCUUCCCUUUCACCACUACAAGGGAGGAGGCUCUGUGGAAGGAAGAAAGUUGGAGAGUUGAGCUGUUAGUGGAUGGCAUUGAUCAAACGGUUCUGGAUUGGCUAUCAGAGGGAAGAUUUAUAUGCGUGUAUGGAGGAGUGGACAUAGACUGGGUAAGAAAAUUCACUAGCACUGCACGUGCAGUAGCACUAGCUGCUGAUAUCCCCCUGGGAAUGGUUUAUGUGGGAAAGAGCAAUCCAAAGGAGCGUGUCCGGAGGAACAUUUCAACUAUCAUUGCUGAAAAACUAAGCCAUUACUGGCAAGAUGUGACCUCAAUUUGGUACUUCUGGGUUAGGAUAGAGAGUAUGUGGCUCUCCAAAAAUCAACAAGAGAGAACCAUCGAGAAUGAUCCCAUCAUGCAAGAGAUCAUGACAUUGCUUAGCUUUGAUGCUGGUGAAGGCGGAUGGGCAAUAAUGAAUGGAGGAGGAUCAUCAUCAAAGCUUAUGGCUAGAGCCAAAGGAACCACAUUUUUAACUUGCUUAUCAGAAUAUAGUAUUUGGAAAGAGCAAGCACAGCAGAAGGGUUUCCUGCAGGCACUUAAAGAUCACUUGAAGGAGCUUCAUCUUCCACAUAACUGCAACCGACUUAAGCUUCCUACCAUUGCUUUGAAGAUGCCAGAAAGGGUGGUAUGCCCAGAAUGUGGCCGCACCAUGAAGAAGUUCACUUUGUACCAGUGCUGUGAUGAAUAA